Molecule: messenger RNA, 2466 nt
Organism: Orbicella faveolata
Lineage: Eukaryota; Metazoa; Cnidaria; Anthozoa; Scleractinia; Merulinidae
Product: acyltransferase PGAP2-like
Biological process (GO): GPI anchor biosynthetic process
Cellular component (GO): Golgi membrane; endoplasmic reticulum membrane
Source: RefSeq, a predicted model, not a curated record
GAAAAGGGGGGGGGGGGGGUUGUUGGUUUCUUGGGUUUCGCUCAGGUCGCAAAUUCUGGUGGAACGGGAGAAACAAACAACCCUUAAAGUAAAGUAAAAAAACUACGGAUUAUUUCGUUUGCUUGAUUUUCCGCCAUGCGCCAAUGGAACGCACUUCGCCAAAAAGAAAACUGCAAAAUUAAUCAAGAAAAAAGGCGAUAUCUGUCCUUUGCUGUGUUUUAUUUUCUUUUUGUGUUUAAAAUUAAUUGACAAGUAAAGAAGAGAGGUAAUCCUCGUGAAGCUAUUUACGGCACCGCAUUAAUUUACGACCAAUUACGUUUGGCCGAUGUGUGAAGACAUGUGAAGGGGACUUGGGGACAAAGGUUCGCGUGGGUUCGCGCGUGGGCUCCCACUCCUUCAGCUUUCUGGCCAGGUUCCUCAACCUUGUUCCCGCCUGAGGCAAUAGAUUUCAGCAUUUACGCGUCUUAACUGUUAUUUUUUCACGCUAAAAUGGUCACUGAUCGCUUUCAGACACCAUUAUUGUCCGUACGCUUGGAGCGCUUUGCUUUAUUUCUCUGUUCUUUACCACUCCUUUCAUUUAUGUCUUGUGUGGCGAUCGCUCUUGUUUGGCACUUUGACGAAACUACGAAUACUCAUUGUAACGUUCCAAACUAUUUACCAUCAAUAAGUGCAGCAAUCGGGGGAGAAAUGCCAGAGAAGUUUAUCUGGAGAGUUGGAAUAGCUCUACACUGUUUACCACGAAUUCUACUUUUCCCGCCAGUGAUUCAUAAACAUUACAAGAAUACACAAUUAGGCAGGCAAUUGAACUUGACAACAUGGUGGUUUUGGCCUCUCAACUUUCUAAGCUGUAUUUCACAAGUAGUGGAAAAUGGAGCACUCAUGACUUUGACUUACAUUUCUUCAACAGAUAACUUUACUGUCCAUGAAGGUUCGUUCAUUGUCUUUAUGGUCUGUGCUAUGCUCUACAUGUUUCUCUCUUGUGCUUUAUUUUGGCUGACUUCAAACAAGCCAAUGAAUACUGAGGACUACAUAUUAUUCAGGAGAAAGCUCUUUAUAAUGGUCUUCAAUUAUUGCUCUUUUGGUCUAGCAGUAUAUUUUUUCUUCAGGCACAACUCGCACUGUGAACCAGGAGUGUAUACCUUGUUUGCUCUGGCUGAAUACUGCACAAUUGUGUCCAACAUUGCCUUUCACUGGCUUUGCUCCUGGCAUUUUAAUGGUUCUACCUUGUCGUUGGCCUUCAGUGAAGACACUCCGUCAAAGACCAGCUAAGACACUCCGUCAAAGACCAGGUUUCAUGGUGCAAGGGUAUUGUCAUUCUGUAAAAUCAGAGUGUUGAACCUCUGUGCAUUACCUGCCUGUUAUGAGGACGACUCUCGAGGGUUUGCUUGUUCAAAGACAUCAAGCUAUUAAGUGUAGGAGUAUGUGACGAGCCAUUAUAACAACGGUGGCGAAAGAAGCUAGCGACACAGACAACCGUGAAAAUCUGCUUUUUUUUUUGUUGCUUUGUAAACCUCCUUGCCGCAACAAGAGCACCAGGGGACAUAUCUACGUUCCGCAUGGAGCAAAGCUGUAUAAACAAACAAACAAACAAGCAAAACAAAUGCCCCUUUUUUGUUUUGAAUAAUAUAAAUUAUGGACACAUGUUUUGUAGUCUCAGGGUUUUCACGUUCCAUGGACAAGGGCUUAGUUCACACAAGCGACAUAACGACAUAAUCACUGGGUUCAAACCAUUUUAAUACUAUUUACUAUGAUCGCGUAGUCGUUUCGGUACAAGUCGAAGUCGAUCCGAUACUCAUCUUAAGUCGAUUCGAUACAAACUGAGGUCAAUUCCAAAACUUUAGGAUACCCGGCAGUAUGAAAUUAUUAUAGAAUUUCCACGUUUAGAAUUGCCAAGCCAUACGAUUUGCUCCAACGUGAGGCUGGUUUGACUUCCCUUCGAAUCGGGCUCGUGUCAGGGAAGAAGUUCAGCGUAUUCAGCUGGCGGAAAAAGUUCCGAGACCUCCAUGCAGACAAACAUGAUUUUUCUCCUUUUGAUUUUUCUCCUUUUGCUACGAAACGACUUCAGUUUGCCGGUAUCGAAUUGACUUUAUUUUGUAUCGAAUCAACUUUAGAAGUGUAUCGAAUCGACUUCCGUUUGUAUCGAAACGACUUGGUAUCGAAACGACCGUACUUUGUUGGUAAUGCUAACGCCGACAUAAAGACAUAAGGAAAAUUGAUGGAAAUGAAAACUUACGUUUCUCCGAUUUCAAAAUUGAUUAUUUCACCGUUGUUAUUAUUAUUAUUAUUCAUGUUAAUAAUAUCAAUCGAUAUCGGUUUUUAUUAUGACUUUUUGAGGUCAUCGAUUGACUUUAAACGUACUCGGUAAAAGAUAUCAAGAACACGUGAUCUCAUUAGCAAACAUGACUUUUCACUCGUGAUGUUGCGGUGCUCCUUGUGGUAUUGCUGAGUCAAAGCAGGGCAAGAUGG